This is a messenger RNA of Phacochoerus africanus (Common warthog), 2766 nucleotides long. RefSeq names its product pleckstrin (gene PLEK). The record is from RefSeq and is a predicted model, not a curated record. NCBI's taxonomy places the organism in Eukaryota, Metazoa, Chordata, Mammalia, Artiodactyla, Suidae. The transcript has 9 exons. Bases 120 to 1172 code for a protein of 350 amino acids. Gene Ontology annotation, biological process: actin cytoskeleton organization; intracellular signal transduction. Gene Ontology annotation, cellular component: plasma membrane.
UUGUGAAAGGGACCUCGCUCUAGAAAAGCAGCCCACAACGGCCCCAGCCUUCAGAGGACGGUGAGCUUCUGAGACGACUUGGCUGAGAGGGGACCAGGCCAUCUGUGUGCCCGUCUGACAUGGAGCCAAAGCGGAUCAGGGAGGGCUACCUUGUGAAGAAGGGGAGCAUGUUCAACACCUGGAAACCCAUGUGGGUUAUAUUGUUAGAAGAUGGAAUUGAAUUCUAUAAGAAGAAAAGUGACAGCAGUCCCAAAGGGAUGAUUCCUCUGAAAGGAAGCACUCUGACUAGUCCUUGCCAGGACUUUGGCAAAAGGAUGUUUGUGUUUAAGAUCACAACCACCAAGCAGCAGGACCACUUCUUCCAGGCAGCCUUCCUGGAGGAGAGAGAUGGCUGGGUUCGGGACAUCAAGAAGGCUAUUAAAUGCAUUGAAGGAGGCCAGAAGUUUGCAAGGAAAUCCACCAGGAGGUCCAUUCGACUGCCAGAGACCAUUGAUUUAGGUGCCUUGUAUUUGUCCAUGAAAGACACAGAAAAAGGAAUAAAAGAACUAAACCUAGAGAAGGACAAGAAGGUUUUUAAUCACUGCUUCACAGGCAACUGUGUCAUCGACUGGCUGCUUUCCAACAAUUCUGUUCGGAAUCGCCAGGAGGGCAUCAUGAUCGCCUCCUCCCUGCUCAACGAAGGGUACCUGCAGCCCGCUGGAGACCUCUCCAAGAGCGCGGUGGACGGAACUGCUGAGAACCCUUUCCUGGACAACACCGAUGCCUUCUACUACUUUCCGGACAGUGGGUUCUUCUGUGAAGAUAAUUCCAGUGAUGACGAUGUGAUUCUGAAAGAAGAAUUCAGAGGGGUCAUUAUCAAGCAGGGAUGUUUGCUGAAGCAGGGGCACAGGAGGAAGAACUGGAAAGUGAGGAAGUUCAUUCUGAGAGAAGACCCUGCGUAUCUGCACUACUAUGACCCUGCCGGGGGGGAAGAUCCCCUGGGAGCGAUUCACUUGAGAGGCUGUGUGGUGACCUCAGUGGAGAGCAACACAGAUGACAGGAGGAGUGAGGAAGAGAACCUCUUUGAGAUCAUCACGGCCGAUGAAGUGCACUACUUCUUGCAAGCGGCCAACCCCAAGGAGCGCACUGAGUGGAUCAAAGCCAUCCAGGUGGCCUCCCGGACGGGGAAGUGAGGACAUGCCUGCAGCUCGGCACCUGCCUCCCAGGGAACCACAUGGAUAAGCUCAAUCCAGGACCAGGCUACUUCUGUGACAGAUCUCACGAGAAAGGGCCCAGGGGUGGGACAUUGUCAUCUGCAGGGGGUCCUGGAGGUAACUAACCCCGUGGUGUGUGAUAUUCGCCUGCACUGACCACAUGGCUCGCUCAAGCCUCUCUGCCGUCCUCUGUGUCCCCCAGGCAGACAUGACAAGCUGUGUGGCCUGGGACACUGUUUACCUGCUCCAAGUCUCUGGUUCCUCCUCUGGAAAAUGAAAGCAUUGAACUAGGAGAGCCCUGAGUUCCUCCCUUGCUUCAAACCCCAAAGCCUUGCGAUUCUAAUACCCAUGGCAGUGCAGCCGGUGUCCCUCGGUGCUCAGGUUUUGACCUUGCCCUUCAGAACUGGAAGCAAUGCUUCCCUUUGAAACCAUUGCCCCUCUGUCUUAAGAGUGCUAGGAGAAAAUCUCUGUGGUUCCCCUCUGUUUCCUUCCCUUGAUGUUGGCCACGAGAUCACAUAUCAGUGUCAAGGACAAGUCUCGUUUUCCUUUCUUGCGCUACCCAGAAACUCCCUGAGAGCCAGCUCCCCAGUGGUGGCUUUUAGCUUGAAGCCUUGUGGCUACAGCCUGAAAAGUUCUGAGAAAAACAUCCGAGGAAGUCAGGAGUUGCCCAAGCCCUCUCCACCCACAGAAGCUGCCCAGAGCAGGUGUGUCCUGCUCCCGCUGUAGGCUGGUCUGGCAAGGGGCUACGUUUGACCCCUUCCAGAUCAUUACUCUAUCUUUUUUUCCCCCCUAAUUAUGACUAGGAACUCCAAAUCUGCAAGAUUAAAUUUCAUUUGAGGGUUUAUAGAAAAAAGUGGCUGGAUGGGUUUUCUCUACGGGGUCUCUCCGUGAGUGAGGGGGCUGGGCAGCUCCUUGGCUGAUGCCCUCCUCCCCCAGCUCCAGCGGGUGGAGGAGCUGGACCCCAGGCCAGCUGAUGGGACGAUGGGUUUGUACAAAGAUGGAUUUGACUUGCACCUACACAGUGUGUGGUGGUGGCCAACACGCUGUGCUGUACCUCAGUCAUUGAUAUUGGGGUUGAGCCUGAGUUUUAAGCAUGUGCUGUUGCAGCUCCUGCUUCACCUCUGAAGGGCCUCACAAACCCAUCAUACACCAGGGGGAUCUGACCAAAUCAAAGGAGGUACUACCUUCCAAUGUUUAUCCCUGCCCACGUUCUAGUGAUUUGAAACCAAAAUGGAGAAAGAAACCAGGUAUGUGGGUGAAGGUGUAUUUUCCAACUUCAGAAGUUUAAUUUUAAGGCCAUAGUGAGGAAAGGGGAGUAGAAAAUUCUUCCUGAUUGUAUCGGCUCCUCUCUUCCCUUUCCCCCCAAAUUCCACACAACCUCCUUCAGGCUCUUCCUACCCCCAGAUUCUUUUCUCAGUGGCCAGGAAGUUCAAGGGGUAAAAGACCACCUUUUCUCUGAUUCUUUAGUAAAUCAUCUUAGAACAUGCACCGUAGUUUUCCCACAUUCAGUGUUAAACGUAUUUAUUCAUGUGGCAUCACUGUUAAGUUUUGAAAUAAAUAUUUACCUUGUUGA